AUUCCAACAUACAUUUUAAUAUUUGUUAUUGUCUGUUUGAUUUGUCUUUUUUUACCAGAGUGGCUCGAGGCGAACUUCGCAACGGUUUUGCUCUUGUUCGCCCUCCUGGGCAUCACGCUGAGCCUGACGCUGCCAUGGGCUUCUGUUACUUCAACUCCGUCGCCGUGGCUGGUCUGAGUCUCCUGAAAAACCGGCUUGCUCGUCGUGUCCUAAUCCUCGACUGGGACGUACAUCAUGGCAACGGGACACGACUAGCUACUAGCCGACAUCCCGGUCUGGUUUACCUUAGUCUGCAUCGCCAUGACAAUGGUACGUUUUUUCCUGGAACCGGGGCAGUUGGUACGCAGGUUUCACCUGGACCAUCAGCCUCAGCUGGGGCUAGAAGUGGUUGUCAACUUGACGACCCUGUUAUUGCCACUUCUACAAACAAAGCUGUUACGAUGUCGACCGCAAAGUGGCCCAGCAGUCGAGAUGUGGACGAGGGUGUUUUUUGUGCGCCUCGAAGGACUGCUUGGCACAAGUACUGGCGUGACUGCACUGCAGACUGCGAAGAGCCUGAAGACGAAGAGGAGGAGGAUGACGAAGAAGACGAAGAAGACGAAGAGCCCUACCAUGAAGCCAGCAAGGAAGUUGAGCACAGACUACCCGCUCCAGAUGGACAUUUCUCUACUAAAACACCAAUUCAUUUGGCUCCGUGUCCGAUCGCUUCAUCACACGAUCGCUGCAUCCCCGACAAUCGUUGCGCCACCGUCACUGCCAUGGAAUCGUCUACAAUGUCCAGUCUUGGAAAGUCAAAUGACGUCCGACCAGCUGAAAUACAUCGAACUUCCCUUCCUCAACUUCAGCCCAGGUCGUUGCUGGGUAGAGUUGAGCUUUCACAGGCAUCGGGACAGAGAAGAUCGCCACAGAUGGAACGUGUGCUCAAUCUUGCCUGGGGGAGAGUUUCCGAUGAGCCAGUGUGUCGGUAUCAUCACUUUUGCCGGACUGGCGAAACAUUAGAUGCAAUCGGCAGACGGGAGAGCUGGAGAAAAUCUUGUAUCCGAUCUCCCGUGCAGUCUUCCCCACAGGCAGUUGGCAUCCCUCUUGACAAUCAAACCGGCACAAAGGGUCUGGACGAUUUGGCACUCGAAUUAGGCGCCAAUCUGCCUAAAGAUCCGCCUGAAGCUGUAUUGCCAAAUCCGCCUGCCUCUGUCGGUGGGAGUACAUUUUGCGCCGUCAGCAACGGCAGUGGCGACUUUUCGUAUGCCAGUUCGUCGACUUCCGGCUUCGCAUCGCUUACCUCCUCCUCGUUCUCCGACUGGGCCACUCGUAGCACCAGCCUCAGCUCGGCUAGUGCUGCCAGUUUCACCAGUUGCGCCAGCAACCAGUGCGCUUGUAACAUGUGCAGCCAACAGGGCAGCUGCCCAUCAGGCGCACCGCUGCAUCUGGGACCGCCGAGUCCCAAACACGACAGACCUCCGGAGUCUGGUGGUGCAUCGGAUUUGAGGGCUGAAAUCCCCUUUUCAUCCUCUCAGAAGCCUCAGAUUCUCACUCUUUCGCCUUUCCUCAAGCAUCAUCCUCCCUCCUCGUUGGAUUGUAUUCAUCUUCAUCAUCGUCAACAGCACAAGGAGCAUUUUCACCAUCGGCAGGCACCCUUU
Molecule: messenger RNA, 1637 nt
Organism: Protopolystoma xenopodis
Lineage: Eukaryota; Metazoa; Platyhelminthes; Monogenea; Polystomatidea; Polystomatidae
Source: the annotation of a GenBank genome assembly